AUGUAUUCUUUAUGCUUGUUGUCAUUACUUUCUUUGGGCGCGUAUGUCACGGCCAAACCAAAUGCCUGUCCUAUCCUCGGGCCAGCCUUCCCAGCUCCCACAGAGAUCGGCAGGGACCCAACAUUCAUCGCAGCAACACAAAAUUUGACUGCACAAAUAAAACAAGCCAUUGAAUCUGGCGAACUGGCUGGCAACUCAAUAUCCGUGCAAAUAUUCAGUGGAAGUGAUUCAUACACUGCUUAUGGCCUUUCCCACACGGAUCAUUCGGUGCGAAAUGGAUCCGUCGGAGUGCGGGAAGUGGACGAAAAUACUAUAUUUCGUGUUGGGAGUAUCUCGAAAUUAUGGACCAUGUUGCUAUACAUGACCUUCAAUGGCACCAAACAUUUCGAAGAGCCAGUAUCCAAAUAUGUGCCCGAGCUGCGAAGCCCCUACAACAGCUCCCAGCAGAUUGAUCAGAUCGAAUAUGUGAACUGGGAUGAAGUAACGAUUGGUGAACUUGCUAGCCACCAGGCUGGUAUUCCAAGGGAUUAUGCUUUCAUGGAUUUGGCAGCAAUGGCCCCUCCCCAGGCUCUUUCUAGAAUGGGAUUGCCAUCGCUGCCCAAGUCUGAGCGACUACCAUGUGGAAAUGCUCCGUUUCCACCAUGCAACAGGCAACAGUUUUUUAACGGAAUUCUUGAUACUCAGCCAAUUGCGGCAACUUCUUCUACGCCGCUGUACUCAAAUGCCGGCUACCAGAUUCUGGGCUAUGCAUUAGAAGCAAUCGCUCAGAAGCCCUUCCAUGAGAUUCUCAGGGAGCGUAUUAUCGAGCCCCUUAGCCUGUCCCGUUCUAGUCACAGCAUGCCUAAUCCAACUUUGGCGGUAGUCCCCUCGGAUCUGACUUCCAGUCAAUUUAAUCUGGAUAUUGGAGAUGCAAUUCCCGCUGGUGGUAUCUACUCUUCACCAAAAGACAUUUCCACGCUUGGCCGCGCCAUUCUAGCCAAUACUCUAGUUAGCCCCGCCAUGACGAGACGAUGGCUGAAGCCGGCAACCCAUACUGCAUCUUUACAAGUCUCCGUGGGACACCCAUGGGAGAUCAUGUCCUUUAACGAGCCUCGUCUUGUCGACCUCUACACCAAAGCUGGAAAUAUCGGAAUGUAUAAUUCCAUCAUGGCAUUAUCUCCAGACCACAAUGCCGGCUUCGCGAUUCUUACCGCGGGCAACGGUAGCUUUUCAUUACCAUUGAAGCUGAGUGAGCAGGUUGUCGACAUUAUGGUUCCUGCCUUCGAGCAGAUGGCCAAGAAUCAGGCCGGCCAGAGGUUCGCAGGGACAUAUGCCCUGGAGGAUGGUAUCUCCAACUCGUCAAUCACUCUUGUUACGGAUGAUGAACCAGGAUUGAAGAUUACAGAAUGGAUCAGCAAUUCCGUGAACAUGGGUCAAGCCUUUGCAGCUAAAGCGGGGCUGCAGGACACCCCUUCUCUGCUUAGUAUGCGUCUGCAACCUACCAGUCUCAAAAGUCCCGGCCGAGUUUCAUUUUCAGCAGUCAUUCAAGGUCUGAGCGAACAAACAACAUCUGGACCUAUGCUUUCCGCCUGCCUUACUUGGCUCGAGCUUGAUUCCUAUAUCUAUGGGAAUGUCGGUAUGCCGGAAUUUGAGUUCAAUUUGAACAAGGAGGGUGAUGUGGUCAGCGUUACUCCUCGUGCGCUGCGCAUUACGCUUCCAAAGGUCUAG
Messenger RNA from Penicillium subrubescens, 1707 nucleotides. Its product is annotated as serine hydrolase domain-containing protein. Lineage: Eukaryota; Fungi; Ascomycota; Eurotiomycetes; Eurotiales; Aspergillaceae. The record is from RefSeq and is a predicted model, not a curated record. The transcript is spliced from 4 exons. Bases 1 to 1707 code for a protein of 568 amino acids.